Messenger RNA from Tauraco erythrolophus (red-crested turaco), 777 nucleotides. The record is from RefSeq and is a predicted model, not a curated record. NCBI's taxonomy places the organism in Eukaryota, Metazoa, Chordata, Aves, Musophagiformes, Musophagidae.
GCUCAGAGAAGUGCCGACAAAAGCACUUGUCCCAUGAAGGAUGGAAAUCCAUUUGGUCCCUUCUGGGAUCAGUUCCAAGUGAAUUUUGAUAAGUCCGAGCUCUUCAAGGGAAUCUCCUUCAGUCCUGCGUACAAGGACCACUGGAUCCAAAGAUUUUCACCGUCUGAGCACCCUGUGCUCGCCUUACCUGGAGCUCCGGCCCAGUUUCCAGUCCUAGAGGAGCACCGGCCGCUCCAUAAGUACAUGGUGUGGUCUGAUGCAAUGGUGAAGAGAGGAGAAGCCUAUAUUCAUUCUCUGCUGGUCAGGCCCUACGUGGGAAUUCACCUGCGGAUCGGCUCCGACUGGAAAAACGCCUGCAAUAUGCUGAAGGACGGGACGGCCGGGCCACACUUCAUGGCUUCGCCUCAGUGCGUGGGCUACGACCGGAGCACCGCGGCGCCCCUCACCAUGGACAUGUGCCUGCCGGGCCUCGGAGAGAUCCAGCGGGCUCUCAGGCUCUGGGUGGAAAAGACAGAAGCUAAAUCCGUGUAUAUCGCCACUGAUUCCGAGCCCUACACCACGGAAAUACAGCAGCUUUUCCAGGGAAAGGUCAAGGUGGUCAGCUUGCAGCCAGAAGUGCCUCAGGUUGAUUUGUACAUCCUUGGCCAGUCCGAUCACUUCAUCGGGAACUGCGUCUCUUCCUUUACUGCCUUUGUGAAAAGAGAGCGGGACGUGCAUGGAAAACCCUCCUCGUUUUUUGGCAUGGACCACCCGCCAAGGUUACGGGAUGAGUUCUGA